ACCAGUUACAGAACACACCAAUAUCACUGUAUAGCACCAUAAUGUAUAUAACCUUCACGAACAUUAAAAUCUUCCAUUUCUGAUUCAUUAUCGUCCAGUAUAUGAAUGGUAAAGGCUGCCCAUUGCGUCGAAGACGCAUGAAAAUGACCAUUUUCAACAUGCAGGUAACGUGUGGAUACCGUUUGUGAGCGUAAACGAUUAAAUAGAGCCACAUUUGUACGGCUAGCUAUACAUAAGUCAGCACUUUUUAAUGACUGUUUCUUUUUCGAAGAUUUCGAAAUCACCUUAAUGCGCUUUGAAUUGAAAACUCCAAUAUCGUGACCGUUACCAUAAAACAUUUUUAACUAUAACAUAAAAUGGUUUCGCUUAUCUGAGUCCGAAAUGAAUGACGUGCCGGUCGAGUGCAACCUGGCAUUUAUUAUAAUCUGUUUACGAGAGCUCGUGAACAGCAAAUGUUGGAUGAACCCAUUCCCGAAAUUAGGCGCAGCAGACUGGAAACAGUUAUUUUAAAUUUGAAGCUACUUCAUGAUUGGAGCUUUGGAUUAUCAUCAUGAUUUGACACCUUUGGGAGUGCACUUAGCUCGCCUGCCUUUAGAUCCCCAAAUAGGUAAAAUGAUUCUGAUGGCUGGCUUAUUCCGUUGCGCAGACCCGAUAACUUCUACUGCUGCAUGGAUAUCAUUUAAGAGCCCCUUUUAUACGCCUUUAGGUUUCGAGCAGACCGUUGACCGCGUAAAGCGCGAGUUAUCCGAUAGAAUCAGAAGCGAUCAUUUGCUUACACAUAAAGCUUUAAGGGGAUUUCGUGAGGCUCGCGAGAGUGGUCGCCUUUCAGAAUAUUGUUAUCGGAAAUUCUUAAGCAAUUCCAUUCUUACGCAAUUGGAGAACAUGAAAAAACAGUUUACCGAUCAUCUGAGACUGGCGAGGUAACACAACACACAAUGAUGAUAAAUUUAUGAAAAAUCAUAUAAUAUAACAAAAAAUUAAAUAAAAUCAUAUAACAGGGAUCUGAUGCAAAUCGAAAUAUGUCCGCCUGCCUGGUUAUAUGAAUUUUUGAUUAGCAUGUACAGGAAGCAUUGUUUUAACAAAAUUUUCAAGUCCUCAAUUUCACCAACAUUUCAAACGUUCUUAAUGCAAAUUAUUUUUCACGAAAAUAUUUUUGUCGUGUUUAAUUAUGUUGGCUAUAUGACAUCAUUUCAUCAUUUAAGCCUAGAUCAAAGACUGUUUAUGUAUAUAUUUCUGAAGAAAAUAAAGGGUGAGAAGUGUCACCGAGCUAAUUGAGUAACUUUUGAGUUUUAAUCGUAACUAUGGAUUAACUUAUCCUUAUUUAGAGGGCAACAAAUUUGUUAUAUUAUAUGGUUUAUGUCAACAUUAAGAUCAACGAUUUUACUUUAACACCCAAAAACAGUUUUACAGAAUCUGCGGAUGUAACGGCUGCAUCUUUGAAUGUUAAUUUUAAUAAUUUGCCCUUGUUAAGAGCCAUAAUCGCUUCCGGCAUCGAAAGUACCUCAUAUUUCCUUACUUGAAAAAUUUUGCGAUGUCAAGUUUAAAAUUUAAAAAUUAAAAAAAUUCUCUCGAAAUAACCCGUGGGAGCUUUACUUUUCAACUACUGAUGAAUGCCACAAAUGCAACUGAUACUCUUUGAUUGGCAAUGUCUGCUCACUUUUUCGUAUUUUUUCAAGAACCUUCUUACUGUCUUCUGGGAACAUUGUUCAAAAUACCGUCGAAGAAAGCAAAGUCAAAAUUAUUCGUAUCUUU
This is a messenger RNA of Glossina fuscipes, 1752 nucleotides long. RefSeq names its product ATP-dependent DNA/RNA helicase DHX36-like. The coding region runs from base 526 to 924 and encodes 132 amino acids. The transcript has 3 exons. Gene Ontology annotation, molecular function: G-quadruplex RNA binding; DNA helicase activity. Lineage: Eukaryota; Metazoa; Arthropoda; Insecta; Diptera; Glossinidae. Gene Ontology annotation, cellular component: intracellular anatomical structure; cytoplasm; nucleus. The record is from RefSeq and is a predicted model, not a curated record.